Neopelma chrysocephalum (saffron-crested tyrant-manakin) is the source of this 620-nucleotide messenger RNA. RefSeq names its product anoctamin-8-like. Gene Ontology annotation, molecular function: chloride channel activity. Gene Ontology annotation, biological process: chloride transmembrane transport. NCBI's taxonomy places the organism in Eukaryota, Metazoa, Chordata, Aves, Passeriformes, Pipridae. The record is from RefSeq and is a predicted model, not a curated record. The annotation marks the transcript as partial. The transcript is spliced from 4 exons. Gene Ontology annotation, cellular component: plasma membrane.
CCUGCCCCUGAUCCCACCCCUGAUCCCAUCCCCACAGGAAUUCGUGCUGAGCAUCCAGGAGCUGCCCCGGAUCAUCCGUUUCCUGCCCAAGAUCAUCCUGGCCCUCAUUGUCACCGCCUGUGACGAGCUGUACAAGAAGGUGGCCUACUGGCUCAACGACAUGGAGAACUACCGGCUGCAGAGCGCCUAUGAGAAACACCUCAUCAUCAAAAUCGUCCUGUUUCAGUUUGUAAAUUCCUACCUGAGUCUUUUCUACAUCGGUUUCUACCUCAAAGACAUGGAACGGCUGAAGGAGCUCCUGCUCAUCUUCUCUCUCUCCCAAAGCCUCGUGCGGCAGCUCAAAGAGGCUCUUCUCCCCUUCAUCCUCCUCCACCUCCACCUCUCUCUCAUCUUCCUUAAGGGCCUCCUGAGCUUUUGCUGGAGACUGGGAGUAUCCAAAGUAGGAGCGGGGAGGGAGGGGCGGGGCAUCCCCCUGGCAUCCCACCCCGGGACCCUCCCCCGCCCCCGGGAGGGACACCGGUGUCCCCAUCCCCGGCUGUGCCGCAGCUGGCGGUGGCACUGCCGAGGUCCCGUCCCAUCCGUUGUCACCGACGGGGCGGUCGCAGGAGAGGGGACACCGG